CCAAAGAAGAAGAAGAAGAAAAAGGAAGUAGGAAGAUUUGGAGACUAGUUUGUUUUGGUUAUGAACAUUCCUUGCUGAUUCAAGACCUACUGACUGGACGGAAUAGGCCGACUACCCACCUCACUCUGUCGAAAAUGUCUAAACUACAGUCGUUUCGUGUGUUUUUAAAUGAGCGUUUAACGGCAGCUUCCCUGGAUAUUUUCGCGGCAGUUGAGAAAACGGUGGCAGAGUACAAGGAGGAGAAUGAUCGGCUACGGAGACUGCUGCGGAUCACACCGAAGAUAAAACUAAGUAGAAUUGACUCCCUGCAGCUCUCUCUUGCUGUCUCUGAAGAGGUUCCCUGUGAGCAUCAGCACUGUGAGCAGGAGUGGAGCACGAAACUGGGGCAGGAGGAUCCAGAGCCCACACAGAUUAAAGAGGAACAGGAGGAACUCUGUACCAGUCAGGAGAAAGAGAAGCUUCAAGGGAUGGAGGCUGAUAUCAUAGAGUUCAAAUUCACUCCUUGUGUGAAAAGUGAAUGUGAUCAGGAGGACACACUUCAGUCCUUGACUCUUCCCCAAACACAGACUGUGGAGAACAGAGAUAGUGACUCUAAACUAGUGGAUCUCAAACCUUUUGGCAAUGUGACCCACCUAAAUAAUCAAAACAAUGACUCCAGCCACACCACGUCUAUAAAAAAUCAACGCUGCCGUGACUGUGGUGAAACAUUUGCUCUGAAAGCUGACCUGCAGAGGCAUUUGACUCUCACUAAGAUGAGACCCAGGGAAUGCAGAUUCUGCAAAAAACAGUACAACUCUACCUGUAAACUGAAGGCCCAUGUUCGACUCUGUCACGUGGAUAAACCCUGCUCAAUUUGUGGCAAGACCUUCAAAUACAAAGGGGUUCUGUCCAGGCACAUGAGGACUCAUACAGGAGAGACAGGAGAGAAACCAUUUAGUUGUGGUGACUGCGGGAAAAGCUUCAAACGCAAGCAGCAUCUAACCAACCAUGUACGGACUCACACAGGAGAAAAACCAUUCAGCUGUGGAGACUGUGGUAAAAGCUUCAUUCAGAAGGGACAUCUAACCGAACAUAUUCGAACCCAUACAGGAGAGAAACCAUUUAGCUGUGGUGACUGUGGGAAAAAAAGCUUUAAUCAGAAGUGGCUCCUAACCGAACAUAUACGGACUCACACAGGGGAGAAACCAUUUAACUGUAGUGACUGCGGGAAAAGCUUUAGUUACAAGGGAGACUUAAGGAGGCAUAUGCUGACUCACACAGGAGAGAAACCAUUUAGCUGUGGUGACUGCGGAAGAUGUUUCAAUCAUAAGGGGCACCUAAGGAAGCAUAUAUUGACUCACACAGGAGUGAAACCAUUUAGCUGUGGUGACUGUGGGAAAAGCUUCAAUCAGAAGGCAGCCCUAAAGACACACAUACUGACUCACACAGGAGUGAAACCAUUUAGCUGUGGUGAUUGCGGGAAAAGCUUCUAUCAGAAGGGACACCUAAAUGAACAUAUUCGGACUCACACAGGAGAGAAACAACAUGUCUGCUCAGUAUGUGGUAAAGGAUUCACGCAGAAGGCUCAUCUGGUGAGGCAUGUAAACAACGUCCACAAAGAAAGAAAACAGGACGAAAACAGGAAAUAAGAAAGAAAUUAGGAGAAAGCUCUGCCAGAUGGUGGGAAUAAAAAGGCAGGAUGUGGACAGGACAACACUCCUAGGGAAAACACAAAGAAAAGCAAAAUAAGUAUGGGUCAUUCAUGCUGUAGGUUUCAGAUAAAUGGAGGAAUGAUAUUCUGUAGGCCUACAAUUGGGGUAAGUGUAGCGACCAUAGUGCCACCACUACCAACCUUGUUAGCCGAAUGGUUUUGGACCUCUGGUGUAAUAUUUGAGGGAUUUGACUGAUCGUCGCAGGAACUGGGGUUUGAGUCCUGGUAUUUAAAAAAAAAAAAAUGUACCAUGUCAUUCUUAAUCCAGCCCUGCCCUAGGUCUUUGGUGGCUCAUCUUGCAAAAUAUAUUGUUCUAAACUGUUUGAUUUGUCUUCCUAAUCAUGUUUCUUUAACUUUUAAAUAUAUAUUAUUUAUAACCACAGUAAGGAAAGGUGAUAGAUAGCUUAUGGAUAUUUUGCUCUGAACUUGCCACCCAAAGCAGUUUUAGUCAGGGGCCAUAUUUAAGUCCUGUUUUAGGCCUCUCAAAUAUGUACAAAUACAUCGUACAAGGGAGCAUAUGUAUUCCAUUCUCUGUAUAGUGAACAGAAGAUUGCUGUUCAAGGUCAUGUAUAUUAAAAUGUAGAGGAAAAUAAAGUGCUUGCUAAAUGUUUAUGGAGUGCUGAACUGCCUGUUAAUUCUAUCCAUCAUUUUAGGGAGCCUAAAACAUGAUAUACUCUAAAGCAUUUGUCUAAUUCCAUUUGUGCAAUCAAAACAGUUUUUACUAUUAUCCAUGAGUGCUGUAGCUAUGCAAAGGUAUUCCUGUGAUAAACAUUACAGCAGCAAUUUGAUAUAGACUUAAUUUGAUCUGAUUUCAAGGGCAGAAGCAAACCAAAAAAGCAAGGGUAAAUGGGAAUGUGUGAAAACAGGGUGAGAGUUGUCCUACUUUCAAAAAUACAAAUGUUGUUUAUUACGUGCCACAUCAGGCUUGUUGUUUGGGGGCUUACAGUAAUUCUGUAAAAUUACCUGUGAGACAAUGUCUUUAUAAAUAAAAAAAAUGCCUGCCAGUAA
Oncorhynchus kisutch (coho salmon) is the source of this 2698-nucleotide messenger RNA. Its product is annotated as zinc finger protein OZF-like. Bases 135 to 1628 code for a protein of 497 amino acids. The record is from RefSeq and is a predicted model, not a curated record. The transcript has 2 exons. Gene Ontology annotation, biological process: regulation of transcription by RNA polymerase II. Gene Ontology annotation, molecular function: RNA polymerase II cis-regulatory region sequence-specific DNA binding; DNA-binding transcription factor activity, RNA polymerase II-specific. NCBI's taxonomy places the organism in Eukaryota, Metazoa, Chordata, Actinopteri, Salmoniformes, Salmonidae.